Molecule: messenger RNA, 884 nt
Organism: Megalops cyprinoides (Indo-Pacific tarpon)
Lineage: Eukaryota; Metazoa; Chordata; Actinopteri; Elopiformes; Megalopidae
Product: transmembrane protein 251-like
Exons: 2
Coding region: 149-577 (142 amino acids)
Source: RefSeq, a predicted model, not a curated record
CAGAACAGGACAUAAGGAGGCGAAGCGACCAGUAGUGUGGGAUGUGGCUGUCGACAGAAAUUUGGAGAGCUGGAUAGCAAUAAAAUACACCGCAAGAUGUCGCUUGCGAAUAUAAUUGUUCAGUAAUUAAAAGGUAGGAUUAUGGAGAAUGAUGAACUUCCGUCAGCGGAUGGGAUGGAUCGGCGUGGGGCUGUACCUGCUGGCUAGCGCGACCGCCUUCUACUACGUCUUCGAGAUCAGCCAGACCUACAACCGGCUGACCCUGGAGCACGUAGAGCGGGCAGCCGCGGAGCCUCCGGCGCCCGGGGACGCAGCGGCUUCAUCCUCCGCUUCCUCGCUCUCUUGGACGCACAGUUUGAAGACGCGUCUCCUCACCUUCCCUCUCUGGCUGUGGGGUGUCAUCUUCCUCGUCCCCUACCUCCAGGUGUUCCUUUUCCUCUACUCCUGCACCCGCGCUGACCCCAGGACCGUGGGCUACUGCAUCCUUCCCAUUUGCUUGGCGGUCCUUUGCAAUCGGCACCAGACCUUUGCCAAGGCCUCCAAUCAGAUAAGCAGACUGCAACUGAUUGACACUUGAAGGGGUACAAGUGGAGUUAGGGUGGGACUUGGAGAAACACAUGAGAAUUUGAAGAACAGAUGGUAUACUGGCAGAUUAAUUUUCAGAAUCUGCAGUCCAGAUUGUUCCACACAGUCAGCCAACUACUGAAACUUGAAGGGUAAUAACUGGGAGGCUUGUGCUGGUGAGUUUUACAUGGCCAGGUCUUUUUUUAGACACUUUACACAUUUCCUGAUUUAAUUCCUCAUACUGAGGAAAGCCUGGGCCAAAACAGCUUCAGAUUUUAAUUAUGGGCUAGGAGCCAGUAUUCCAAAGCGAAAUAACUGAG